This is a messenger RNA of Monosiga brevicollis MX1, 2314 nucleotides long. RefSeq lists its product as uncharacterized. The coding region runs from base 1 to 2100 and encodes 699 amino acids. Lineage: Eukaryota; Choanoflagellata; Craspedida; Salpingoecidae. The transcript is spliced from 12 exons. The record is from RefSeq and is a predicted model, not a curated record.
AUGGUCGUGGACCACAAGGGCACGCUCUUGAUCAAUGCCACCAAUGGCGUGGUCAUCAAUGGCGUAGAUGUCCUCGCCCACAUCACAGGCGACCUUGCAUCCGCAAAGCACUGCAAUCUCCCAGACUCCGUUGCCGUCACCGACGUGACUGGGCCCUGCAAUGCCACGGUUCUCGGCGUGGCACGCUGCAACACUCAGACUCAGAACCCUGAGUGCAUUCCUGGCUAUACCACCUCCCAGGCUCCCAAAGCCCCUUGCCAGAUCCAAGCUGACCUCCUCCAUUUAUCCUUUGACAACAACCUCUUGGACCUUUCUUACAACCGUCGCAACAUCCUCUACUACGGCGCUGCCCCCGACAACCUAUUUGGACGUCACCUGCGUGCCCCCGCAAAUGUCAUCGGUGGCGCCUUUUCCGUGUGUGUGGAUGUGAUGUUUGACACCUUUGGCCUCUCUUCGCGCAUCUUCGACUUUAGCAUGUCUGAGGAAGGCACCCGACUAGGUGCCAACAAUAACCUCCUUAUGCUCAACCGUCAUGACAGCAACGACAUCCUAUUUGAGGCCUACCAAGGCAACCACAUCGCUACACAGCUGCGAUCCAAUAACUUUUUCGAAGCUGGCAUUUGGGCUCACGUCUGCGUCACGGCCACUAGUGACGGCACUUACACGCUUUAUAAAAAUGGUGUUCAGACAAUGCAAAUGUCCAACGCCCCACCCAUCCCCUACUUACGCCGUACUUCCAACUACAUCGGUCGCUCCAACUUCAACGACAACCCUGACUUUGAUGGUGCCAUUGACAACUUGCGCAUGUGGUCGCGCGCUCUCACUUCAUCACAAAUUGCCGACCUGUUCCUCGAGGACGCCUCAGGUUUGGAUAACAAUGGUGUGGCAUUCAACCACCACAACAUGAAUUUGUACCAAGUCAAUGCACCCGAGGGCGACAUGGCUUUGUAUCUGGAUGGUGUCAAUGACUACGUUAUUGCGCCGUCCUUGAGCUUGAAGAAUGCUUUCACAGUGGGUGCACUUGUUUCCCUUGCGCACAUCAAUGGCAUCGCUCAUGAGCUUGUUCCCCAACCUUGUCUGGAUCAAUUCUACUCCAUAGUUGAGAGCAUAUUUAUCGGUAACUCUCAUGAAACCACAACACUUGAGUUCACCUUUUUGUUCGAGGAUCGUUCACUCGAUACAUUCAUGAUCGUGGCUGGUGGCUUUGACUGGGCAUAUGGUGGCUUUCAGCACUACUGUUUCACCCUCGAAGGUCCUCUUGCCAUCGUUUAUCGCCAAGGUCGCGAAAUUGGCCGCAACAGCAACAUGCGCGUCCGCAAUAGCACUGAGUACCGCAACAUCUUCAUUGGCCGCUCCACUUUUGCCGGUGAUGAUUAUUUUGGUGGCAAUUUGGAUGACUAUCGCGUGUACAACUUCGCACUCUCAGCCGAAGAUGUUCAUCAUCUCCUCUGCCAGGGCCGGCCCGACCUUGAUUGUGUGGGCCUCGUGGCCCACUUCAAAUUUGACGGCAAUGUCCGCGAUGCUAGCGGCAAUGAGUGGCAUGGCGAGCUUGUGCCUGUCAACAUUCGGGCUAAAGAUCUAUUCUUUGAGAACACGAAUGUAGCCGUCGGGACGGGUGCUCUCUUGUUGCCUGGUAAUGGUAGCUGGGUGCAGCUGCCUGCACGCAACUUUGGCGGUGACUUUACUGUUUGCUCCUGGAUUCAAACCCGGCGUGUCGGAAUGUGGGAACGCAUUGUGGACUUUGGCAACUCGACCAACCGCAUGUACAUUGCACGCUGGAAUACCAACGCAGAGCUCUUCAUGGAAAUCAAUGGUGAAGUCGUGCGGGCCAACCUGCCUGCUGAUAAGGCCGAUGUGUUUAUUCACGUGUGCGGGUUCAGCAACUCGACUGGUGGCUACUUGGCCAUCGACGGCGAGUUGGUGGGCAGCAACGUAGGCAUGUUGCAAAUGCCUGUCGGCUGGCUUGACGUCAAUUACAUUGGCAAGUCGGCGGCUGCGGUGUCAGACGCACCUCUGGACGCGGUGCUGGAUGAUCUUCGCAUCUACGAUCAUGCUCUCUCCAUGAACGAAGUGGCGCAACUGGCCAACAUGGCUCUUUGAAACCCAACCGCAGGAUUUGUGGGCCACCAAUCAAUGCUGUGCUUGUUCGGUCUUGGACGUGCUCGUGUAUAAACCUGUGCAUGAAUUCAACAGCAUCUUAUUAAAUUUGACAGACCCAGGGCGAGCGCUGGGCAAAUGGGCCACGGGUGAGGACCUCUGCCCGCCUAUAACGAGAUGGCCGUUCUGAAAUCAUCAAUCAAAGCUUCCUACGCAA